This is a messenger RNA of Penicillium pulvis, 954 nucleotides long. Its product is annotated as RNA-binding protein. Lineage: Eukaryota; Fungi; Ascomycota; Eurotiomycetes; Eurotiales; Aspergillaceae. The coding region runs from base 1 to 954 and encodes 317 amino acids. The transcript has 3 exons. The record is from RefSeq and is a predicted model, not a curated record. Gene Ontology annotation, molecular function: RNA binding.
AUGGGUGACAAGAAGCGCAAGGCUACCGACAAUGUCGAGGAGGUGAACGACGUUCAAGAGGACCUGAAGAAGCAGGCGAAGAAGGAAAAGAAGGAAAAGAAGGAACGGAAGGAAAAGAAGCGCAAGCUCGCCGAGGCCGAAGCUGAGCCUGCUGAUAAGAUGGAUGUUGACGAAAAGGAGGAGAAGAAGGAGAAGAAGGAAAAGAAAGAGAAGAAGGAAAAGAAGGAGAAGAAAGAAAAGAAGGAAAAGAAGGACAAGAGCGACAAGGAAGAGAAGAGCGAUAAUGAGGAGAAGAGCGAGAAGAAGGAAAAGAAGGAGAAGAAGGACAAGAAGGAGAAAAAGGCCAAGAAGGAGACUGCCGCUGAGGAUGACACCAAAGCCAAUGCUGAAGAGCAGCCUGAGCAGACCGAGAAGACUGAGGAAGCUUCACAAGAAAAGAAUUCCCGAUUCAUUUGCUUUGUCGGUAACCUGCCCUUCUCUGCAAACACUGAGUCCGUCACAAAACACUUUGAGAAGAACCCUCCCGCUAGCGUGCGUGUCGCCACCAACAAGGAUGAUUCCAAGAACCGAAGCCGUGGAUUUGCGUUCAUCGAAUUCGACAACUACGAUCGCAUGAAGACCUGUCUCCAGCUAUACCACCACUCCACCUUCGACGACGGAAAAUACCCGCCUCGUCGCAUCAAUGUUGAAUUGACUGCUGGUGGCGGCGGUGCUAAGUCUGAUCACCGCAAGGCAAAGAUCCAGGCUAAGAACGAGAAGCUCAACGAUGAGCGCCAGCGCAAGGCACUGGAAGCCAAGAAGGUCCAGAACAAGCAUGAUCAUGACAAGCGAUCUGCACGCAAGGGUCCUACUGGUGCCAAUGCGGUUGGUGGUGGCGAUGCUGCUCCUGCUCCUGCUGCUGAUGAAGAUAAGUAUGCCGGUGUGCACCCCAGUCGUCGGGGUCAGUUGUGGUAG